Glycine soja is the source of this 754-nucleotide messenger RNA. Its product is annotated as olee1-like protein. The transcript is spliced from 2 exons. Bases 35 to 565 code for a protein of 176 amino acids. NCBI's taxonomy places the organism in Eukaryota, Viridiplantae, Streptophyta, Magnoliopsida, Fabales, Fabaceae. The record is from RefSeq and is a predicted model, not a curated record.
UUGCGAAUCGAGGGAGAGAAAGAUAGAUAGAGAGAUGGGAUUUGUAGGAGCUUUGAUGAUCAUUAUUGCCUCAAUGAUAGUGUGUUGUUCCUCAGCUUUGGAUGAAUCGGGAGUCAUUUACGUGGGUGGAAAAGUGCUGUGCCAGGACUGCACCAAGGGCUGGAACGAAUGGGUAAAUGGUGGCAACCCUAUGAAAGGAGUUAAAGUGUCCCUAACAUGUAUGGACAAGAGAAGUAGGGUUGUGUAUUACACGAGUGAUACAACAGAUGAGUUGGGGCAGUACGACUUGACUGUGAAAAAGUACGUCUAUGGCAAAGAAUUGGAUACAAAAGGAUGCUCGGUGAGGUUGGUGUCGUCUUCAGAUAAUGUUUGCAAUAUCCUCACUGACUUUGGUGGUGGAAAGUCUGGCGUCAAGCUCAACUACCCAACAUCAGUGUAUCGCAGUUUGAUCAAAUACGUGCUCAACCCUUUCUAUUACACCACUCCUAUGUGCGAUAAGCCCGACACUGACGGCUAUGAUGAUUCUGGACCUAAUAAUCCCCAAGGACAAGGAGGCUAUUACUAAGUAAUGGGGAUAUUCUCACUUGUUUAAAUAUAAAUGAUUAUUCUUGUUUCUCAUUAACUUUUGCAUGAAUGAGUAUGUAAACCUAAAAUUUGAUGACAGGAAAAAAAAAAUCAAGUUGUGCCCCACUGCUCCUUCGUACAAAUACAUGAUGUAAUGAUGAAAACUUAUUAUCUACAAUAUUUCUCCAAC